AUGCGUCUGCAGAUAGAUCUAAGUAAAAUUUCUGCGAUUAACGGCCUGAAUAGCCUGCUUUCCAGCGAAAGACACGACGCGAAGCCGGCGCAUUGCGAUCCGGCCGGUGGCUGGACUGCCAUGAGGGGCAGGCGUUAUGGAGCAAAGGCUCGCCGCAAUCCCCUGCGGCAUAUCCUGAAGGCCUUACGUGCUGCGUCGCUGUUGAUUGCGCUGAGCUGCCAUUAUCGGCGCUGCGCUGAGCUUUAA
Messenger RNA from Strongylus vulgaris, 246 nucleotides. The record is from the annotation of a GenBank genome assembly. NCBI's taxonomy places the organism in Eukaryota, Metazoa, Nematoda, Chromadorea, Rhabditida, Strongylidae.